GACAGCAUCAUUCAGUUGAUAUGCAUAUCAAAGGGAACAGGCCUGGGCCUCAUCAUCAAGGGCGGAACAAACCGAGCAGAGGGACCAAUGGUGUUGAUUCAGGAAAUAGUGCCUGGAGGAGACUGCCAGAGGGUGACUUGUCACUAUGUUUACCUUCCGAUACUGGGGGAGUCAGGGGUUACACAGGGGGUUUGUGUAAAAGACAUAAUAAAGUGUGAGAUGUUAGUUAAGGCAUAAAACAACUAUAGCCUAAUGACCUGAAGAUAUUCUCUAUCUGUAUUCAACUGAUAUUGAGCAUAUUGUUAUCAUAUUACAAUGAAACCAUGACCCUUGAUCUAGUUUGUGUUUUAUAUGACAGGACGGUAGGCUACAGCCAGGAGACCAGCUGGUGUCGAUUAAUAAGGAGUCGUUAAUCGGAGUGACCUAUGAGGAGGCUAGAAGUGUCCUGACACGCACCAAACUCAGGUGGGGUGCACCUGUAUGACUUGAAUAUGUAUUGACAGGAUAAACCUCCUGAGGUCCACCAUCUUGUUUUCAAGGUUCCUGUAUAAACAGACAGUAGUUGAAGAGUAAACACAUCAAUCUCUACUGUAAUGUGUCCAGAACAAUCUCUGAAGGAAUCGUGUGAACUAUAACCUAGACUGCGUUCAAAUGGCACCCUAUUCAAUAGUCCUCUACCUUUUACUUGAUCCCUAUGGGCCCUUGUCAAAAAUAGUGCACUAUGUAGGGAAUAUCCCUAUCAACUACAUUCAAAGUAGUCCAAUCCAUUCUCAAUUCCUUCUCUGUCUGUCCUUCUCCAGACCAGACCCUACGGUGGAGAUAGCAUUUAUGACACACAGGUCUUCCUCCAGUUCUGCUUCCUCCAGCAGUGGCCCCCAGAGCCCUAUCACCCCCCAGGGCCCAGCCAGCGGAGCCUCCGCAGUGCCCCCCACCAGGAGAGAGACCCUGGCCGUGCUGGGGGCCCUGCCUCCCCCUGAGUCACUGCUCCAGCACAGGAGAACCACGCUCCCUGCAGCCCUCCCUGGAGCUCCCCUGGUGGUGCCCAAGAUCACCUCCACCCCCAACCCCACCAGCGAGACCCUGCCUUCUGUCAACCUCAGCCAGGUUAGGGACUCUACCGCAGGGACACACAGACCACACACACACACACACACACACACACACACACACACACACACACACAGUUUUCUGUGA
Molecule: messenger RNA, 1194 nt
Organism: Coregonus sp. 'balchen'
Lineage: Eukaryota; Metazoa; Chordata; Actinopteri; Salmoniformes; Salmonidae
Source: the annotation of a GenBank genome assembly